Molecule: messenger RNA, 1940 nt
Organism: Bubalus bubalis (water buffalo)
Lineage: Eukaryota; Metazoa; Chordata; Mammalia; Artiodactyla; Bovidae
Gene: CTSA
Product: cathepsin A
Exons: 15
Coding region: 143-1579 (478 amino acids)
Biological process (GO): proteolysis
Molecular function (GO): serine-type carboxypeptidase activity
Source: RefSeq, a predicted model, not a curated record
UGCCCCCCUGGGUCCGUAGAGGCCAGAAAGGGGCAGGAGGCGGCCCGUCACGUGACGCCCGGGCACACGUGACUCGGAGUACACAUGACUUCCCGUCUCCGGGCCGGCACCUCCAGGAGAGCAAGGACGCGAGGGAGCGGAGAUGUUCCGAGUCGCGCUGUGGCCGCCGGUCCUCCUGCUGCAGCUGCUGCUGCUCGCCUGCGCGCCCGGGGGCGAAGCGGCCCCCGACCAGGACGAGAUCCGCUUCCUGCCCGGGCUGGCCAAGCAGCCUUCUUUCCGCCAGUACUCCGGCUACCUCAAAGGCUCCGGCUCCAAGCGCCUCCACUACUGGUUUGUGGAGUCCCAGAAGGAUCCGAAGAGCAGUCCUGUGGUUCUGUGGCUCAAUGGAGGGCCAGGCUGUAGCUCCCUUGACGGCCUCCUGACAGAACACGGCCCCUUCCUGAUCCAGCCAGAUGGUGUCACACUGGAGUACAACCCCUACUCCUGGAACCUGAUUGCCAACGUGUUAUACCUUGAGUCCCCAGCUGGAGUGGGCUUCUCUUACUCCGAUGACAAGUCUUAUGCCACCAAUGACACGGAGGUCGCCCAGAGCAAUUUUGAAGCCCUUAAAGAUUUCUUCUGCCUGUUCCCGGAAUACAAGGGCAAUGAGCUUUUCCUGACGGGCGAGAGCUAUGCCGGCAUCUACAUCCCAACCCUGGCAGUGCUGGUCAUGCAGGACCCCAGCAUGAAUCUUCAGGGGCUGGCGGUGGGCAAUGGACUCUCUUCCUAUGAGCAGAAUGACAACUCCCUGGUCUAUUUCGCCUACUACCAUGGCCUUCUGGGGAACAGGCUCUGGUCUUCCCUGCAGACGCACUGUUGCUCUCAAAACAAAUGUAACUUCCACGACAACAAAGAGCCAGAAUGCGUGGCCAAUCUUCAGGAAGUGUCCCACAUCGUGGCCAGCUCCGGCCUCAACAUCUACAACCUCUAUGCUCCAUGUGCUGGGGGGGUGCCCAGCCACGUAAGGCAUGAGAAGGACACUGUCGUGGUCCAGGAUCUGGGCAACAUCUUCACCCGCCUGCCACUCAAGCGGGUGUGGCAUCAGACGCUGCUGCGUUCUGGGGAGAAGGUACACCUGGACCCCCCCUGCACCAACACCACGGCCGCCUCCAACUACCUCAACGAUCCUCACGUGCGGAAGGCGCUCCACAUUCCCGAGCAGCUGCCCCGCUGGGACCUGUGCAACUUCCUGGUGAAUAUCCAGUACCGCCGUCUCUACCAAAGCAUGUGUUCCCAGUACCUGAAGCUGCUCUCUGCACAGAAAUACCGGAUUCUGUUGUACAACGGCGAUGUGGACAUGGCCUGCAAUUUCAUGGGAGACGAGUGGUUUGUGGAUUCCCUCAACCAGAAGAUGGAAGUCCAGCGCCGGCCCUGGUUGGUGGACUACGGGGAGAGCGGGGAGCAGAUCGCUGGCUUCGUGAAGGAGUUCUCCCACAUCGCAUUCCUUACCAUCAAGGGUGCCGGACACAUGGUCCCCACCGACAAGCCCCAGGCUGCCCUCACCAUGUUCUCCCGCUUCCUGAACAGACAGCCAUACUGAGAACCACAGGACCAGCCCCCACUGCCUGAUCUAGCCCUUGCCAGCCUCUCCUGCCAGAAGAAAGGCCCCCUUUAUGCAGAAUGCCCCUGUAGGGCAGAUCCCUGCUUCCAGAAUGGCUCCCACCCCUCUCCACUGCCCUGUGCGUCCCAGACCUGGCCCCAGCGCCUCACUUGGGGGGAGUUUGCACUUUAUAACUCACCGGGGUGGGGCCUAACCCCCUCCCUACUGAAAGAAUUGCCCUCAUUGCACUGAUAGCAUCCCACAAUCAAAACAAAGCUCAGAACACCCCACGGGGAGAGUGGACGGACUGUAAUUGAUGGAUUGACUGUGAUUAUGGAAUUAAAUUGGGUACAUCUUAAAA